Molecule: messenger RNA, 3212 nt
Organism: Diospyros lotus (date-plum)
Lineage: Eukaryota; Viridiplantae; Streptophyta; Magnoliopsida; Ericales; Ebenaceae
Product: flowering time control protein FPA-like
Exons: 4
Coding region: 225-3014 (929 amino acids)
Molecular function (GO): RNA binding
Source: RefSeq, a predicted model, not a curated record
UUCUCUGGUGCCGUUAACUUCUACACUGCUCAAAGCCUCAAAACCCUAACGCCAAUCUCUCUCUCUCUCUCUCUCUCUGUCGCUCGAUCUUUCUUCAUCGAUCUUUCGUUGAACGAAUUGAUGGACACAUCUGUGUUAUCGACAGUAGCAGAUACAGCAUAGCUUGUUUUUCUUUCGGUGAAGUGUGAGUUCUUGGGAUACGGUUCAACUCAAGGCAAACGACAAUGUCUGGCAGAGGAGGAAGGGAGUCAAGGGAGUCAAGGGAUUCAAGGGACAGAUAUCGCCGAGAUUACCCUUCAAGAUCUGAAGAGAAGAGCCGCCAUGGGCGAAACAAUGCUCCCCCUUCAAGGCAUAUUUGGGUUGGAAAUCUGCCUCACAGUAUAUCUGAGAGCACAUUAGAAGAUCACUUCUCACAAUUUGGGGAGCUUGAGAGCCUUGCUUGUCAACCAGGCCGCAGCUAUGCCUUCAUUAAUUUUAAAAAUGAGGAAGGGGCUUUUGCAGCAAUGAGAGAACUUCAAGGUUUUGCCAUCUCUGGGAAUCCACUUAGAAUUGAGUUUGCAAAGGCGGAAAAGUCAUCAACACCUUCACGUGAUGAUGAUUACUUGCAUCACCGGGAUGAGCGUUCUGCGGUAAGAGGAUCUCCUUUCUCACAUAGAGAUCCUAGAAUGCGUCAACCUAGUCCGGACCCUUAUUAUCCUGAAAAUUCCAAGAUGAGUGACAAAAAUGCAGAACGGCCAAGUGAGGUCUUAUGGGUUGGGUUUCCAGCAUUGUUGAAGGUAGAUGAAGUAAUUUUAAGGAAGGCCUUUUCACCAUUUGGUGAUAUUGAGAAGAUUACUUCCUUCCCGGGUCGUAGUUAUGCAUUUGUUCGCUUCAAAAAUUUGGGGGCAGCCUGCAGGGCAAAAGAAACCCUCCAAGGGAAAUUAUUUGGUAAUCCUCGAGUACAUAUUUGUUUUGCAAAGAGUGAUUCUGGCUCAUCCAACAGUGGAAGAAACUCACUGAAUGCCCCUUCCUCCCCACGUUACAAGUCAUAUGGCCAUGCUCGAUCAUCUGAGAACUUACGGCAGGAGCGAGAUUAUGGGAGCUUUGCUGGAGAACCAGCCAUGAAGUCUCAUUUUAUAUCUGAUAUGGAGUCUGGGGAUCCUGAUGUGAAUUUUGGCCGGAAGGGCAGUUUGAGGACAAGUGUGGGUGGUGCAUUUGAACAGAGGAGGUUCCAGGAUCUUGAGCCUGAGCUAGGGCUACCUGACCAUAUGUAUGAACGUUGCAGUAGUCCUACAAGAGACAGAAGUGCUCACUUCCGUGAUUUCUCUCCUCAGCAGUUCCCCCGAAAAGGACCAUUUUAUGAUGAUUCUUGGGAUUUGCCAGAAGAAGCCUUGCUCUUUCAUGGAGCUAAGAAGCUAAAAACUGGCUCCUUACCCCCUGAUGAUGAACUUCCAGAAUAUCCUUUGUCUGGUCCAGAUCAAGGAAAACAUGUUUUCCCUAGGAUGUUCUCUGAUUUUCCUCAGUCUGAGGCUCCUGAUAAAAGUUUUGAGUCUGGACCUUAUGGGUACAAACAAAUUCCUGAUCAUGCAAUGAAUUUAAUCCAACCAUAUAGGGAACGGAGUGAACAAUGGAAUGCAUCUCAUGAUAGCUUCCAGGCCGGAUCAACUGGUUCAUUGCCUCCAAAUCCUGUUGAUUGGAAAAGAUUAACUCCCGAAUCACAACAGCCUUCUUUAAGUAAAGAGUGGAAAUGGGAAGGGACAAUAGCAAAGGGAGGCACUCCCAUCUGUCGAGCUCGCUGUUUUCCUGUGGGCAAAGUAAUCGACAUGUUGUUGCCUGAAUUCAUAGAUUGCACUGCGAGGACUGGUUUAGACAUGCUUGCGAAGCAUUACUAUCAAGCUUCUGGUGCCUGGGUGGUGUUCUUUGUUCCAGAAAGUGAUGCUGACAUGGCAUUUUACAAUGAAUUUAUGCAUUAUCUGGAGGAAAAGCAGCGAGCAGCAGUCGCUAAGUUGGAUGAAAGAACUACCUUGUUUCUUGUACCCCCUUCAGAAUUCUCAGAGAAAGUACUUAAGGUUCCAGGGAAGUUGAGCAUUUCCGGUGUCAUUCUAAGGUUAGAUAAUCCUGGUGCCAAUGUGGAUUCUUCUUUUCCCCAUCCCCACGACAUAAACGAUACUAAGGUCAUGCCCUAUCACGGCGAUACGUCAUAUCCAAAACCAGCUUCACCUUCGGGACCUUAUCCCUCAGUGCCGUCUUUCCCCAAUCUGGGAAAGUCUGCGGUGAAUUUAUCUUAUCAAGGAAAUUUGGCAGCGGCAUCACCUGCAUCCCUUUCAGGCUCUGCUCAUGCUUCUGCAGGCAUGCCUGAGACCAGCAAUGAGAACAGGUUCGAUUAUAUGCUUAAUCAGCGAAACCAGGGUGUUGCACCAAACUGGAUUCCUCAGCAUCUGCAGAACUCAAAUUCCGGUGCUAGAAAUAUGGCACUACAAGCGUCCAAUGCAGCCGCUGAUCCUGCUGUGGUGGAGGGAUAUAACGCGGGCAUGCCUAGGACUCUGCAUGAAACGAGUAGCUACAGUACUGGAGUAUCAGGUUUCCCGUUAGCUGGGAGCAGCAAGUUACCCCAUCAGGAGCCCAAGCCUCCAGGUCCUUCAUCUAUGCCUGUCUCAGCCCUUCAAUCGGAACAGCUUGCACAAUUGGCAUCGUCGCUUCUUGGGCACGCGGCGCAGACAGGGAAAGAUUUUAGGCCACCGAGCACCACGAAUCAUUCUGAAAGCUCUUACAGGGCUGCUGCUCAGAACUAUGGUUUCCCGAAUAACCAGGUGCAUUCUGAGCCUCCGUCACCUCAGUUUGGUCAAGUGCAGCUGCAGCAGCCGGGAUCUAAUAAUGUGCCUCAAAGAGAGUUUCAGACAGCUCCUCAGGGGAACACGCAGCUUCAAAGCUCUGGCGCGCAAGAUGACGAGGCGGAUCCCCAGAAACGCCUGCAGGCAACGCUACAGCUGGCCGCGGCUCUGCUUCAGCAAAUCCAACAGGGGAAAGGGAAUUAAGGAAAAGCUAGAAAGGUGAUGAAAUAUGAUUAUGAAAUGUAACUUGGUUUGUUUUAUUUUAGUGACCUGUUAUCUGAAACACCAAGUUUUACCAUUUGGAUUUAGAGAUCGCUGUUUAUAGAACAGAGACGCAAGUCCUUCCUUCCUUCCUUCCUUCCUGCUGUUCUCUUGCAUGUUCUUCAUUACCAUAUCUGGCUA